Messenger RNA from Poecile atricapillus (Black-capped chickadee), 1816 nucleotides. RefSeq names its product ubiquitin specific peptidase 21 (gene USP21). Gene Ontology annotation, molecular function: cysteine-type deubiquitinase activity. NCBI's taxonomy places the organism in Eukaryota, Metazoa, Chordata, Aves, Passeriformes, Paridae. The record is from RefSeq and is a predicted model, not a curated record. Gene Ontology annotation, cellular component: cytoplasm. Gene Ontology annotation, biological process: protein deubiquitination. The coding region runs from base 1 to 1764 and encodes 587 amino acids. The transcript is spliced from 15 exons.
AUGGCGGCGGGUGCGGCGGGAGUUGUUGCCAUGGCGGCCCGCGGAGGGCCCCCGCCGACGGGACGCUGUGUCCGGCCGCCGGGCUCGGGGGGCUGUGAGCAGGCCUCGGAGCACCGCCUGGGCCGCUCCAGGGACACCGUGGUGACCGCUCAGCCCCGGCCGGGCUCCCGCUUGCCCAGCGGCCACCGAGCGCUGAGCCAGGAGCGCCAUGCGAGCCACAACGGGCUCUCCCCGGCCCCCAAACUCCGCCUGCUGCCCCCGCGGCCCCCCGCCGCCCCCCGAAGACCCCCGCCCCAAGAAGCUGGAGCUGGAGCGGGGCCGGGCGGCCAAGCGGGGGGACGCGGCUCCCCGCGGGCCGGGGGGACGCCGGGGGCCGCUGAAAGCCGAUCACGGUGUGCGGCCAGGGAGGUGGCGGCGGUGUCCCCAGCCGAGCCGAGGACGUGGCGGUUGGCGCUGAGCCGCUUGGUGCUCAGGGACUGCGGGCACCCGCUGGCUGCGGGCGCGCUGGCGCUGCGCCGGAGCUCCUCGCUCCGCAGGGUCACGGUGGCCACCGGGCCCGACGGUAAAGCCACCCCGCCGCUGCUCUCCGUGCGCCCCGAGGGCGGCCCCCGCAGCCGAACCGAGCCCCCGUACGGCCCCGGCAGCCCCGCGCCCGGCCGGACCGAGGACAAGGCGGCCGCCACCCAUCACACGCUGCUCCUGGGAUCGGGACACGUCGGCCUCAGGAAUUUGGGCAACACGUGCUUCAUGAACGCGGUGCUGCAGUGCCUGAGCAGCACCAAACCCCUGCGGGAUUACUGCCUGCGCCGGGACUUCCAGCAGGAGCAGCCCCCCGGCCCCCGCGCCCCCCAGGAGCUCACCGAAGCCUUCGCCGAUGUCAUCGCCGCCCUCUGGCACCCGGAGUCAUCCGAGGCCGUCAACCCCGGGCGCUUCAAAGCCGUGUUCCAAAAAUACGUCCCCUCCUUCACGGGUUACAGCCAGCAGGACGCGCAGGAGUUCCUCAAGUUCUUCAUGGACCGGCUGCACGUGGAGAUCAACAGGAAGGGCCGGCGCACCCCCAGCAUCCUGUCGGAUGCACGGAGACCCCCGGCCCUGGAGGACCCCGAAACGCUCAGCGACGACGAGCGCGCCAACCAGAUGUGGAAGCGUUACCUGGAGAGGGAGGACAGCAAGAUCGUGGAUCUCUUUGUGGGGCAGCUGAAGAGCUGCCUCAAGUGCCAGGCCUGCGGUUACCGCUCCACCACCUUCGAGGUGUUCUGCGACCUCUCGCUGCCCAUCCCAAAGAAAAGCUUUGCCGGGGGGAAGGUGUCGCUGCACGACUGCUUCAGCCUCUUCACCAAGGAGGAGGAGCUGGACUCGGAGAACGCCCCGGUGUGCGACAAGUGCCGGCAGCGGACGCGGAGCACCAAGAAAUUGACGAUCCAGCGCUUCCCACGCAUCCUGGUGCUCCACCUGAACCGUUUCUCCACCACGCGCUACUCCAUCAAGAAAUGCUCCGUCUUCGUGGACUUCCCGCUGCAGCAGCUCAACCUGCGGGAAUUCGCCAGCGAGAAGGCGGGCAGCCCCGUGUACAGCCUGUACGCGCUGUGCAACCACUCGGGCAGCGUCCACUACGGUCACUACACGGCCUUCUGUCGCGACCCCGCCGGCUGGCGCGUCUACAACGACUCUCGCGUCUCGCCCAUCAGCGAGAACCAGGUGCCGUCCAGCGAGGGCUACGUGCUGUUCUACGAGCUGGAGGAGCCCCCCGGCCGCAGAGCCUGAGACCCCCGCCCGCCCGGACCCACCGCGGGGGGGUUUUGGGGGGGUUUUGGGG